Molecule: messenger RNA, 993 nt
Organism: Lodderomyces margitis
Lineage: Eukaryota; Fungi; Ascomycota; Pichiomycetes; Serinales; Debaryomycetaceae
Gene: PHO86
Product: Pho86p
Exons: 1
Coding region: 1-993 (330 amino acids)
Source: RefSeq, a predicted model, not a curated record
AUGGUGACCCAAAAACAUAUUGACUUGAAUGCACCAUUGGAUGUAAAUGUCCCAUCGACGUUGAAAAAGUCACCAUUGACUCCUGAAUUGGCGAAAGCAGCAAUAACUUUACAUGGAGAUCGCUACAAGCAAUCGCAAGCUAAUUUGACUCGAUAUGUCAUAUGGCACCCCUAUUCAAUAGCCUUGUAUUCGUUAAUUUUCCCAUCCAUUUUGGUUUAUUCGUUGUGGGAUUACUUUGAAAUUAGUGACAAUUUGGUUGAGUUUUAUACAAUUGCAUCGAGGAACAAGAGAGAUUUUGCCUUUCACGUAAUUUCGGUUGCACCUUUGAUUGCCAGUGUUUUUGGAAUCUUUGGAUUUUUUUCAUUUAUUUUAGGUGACGAAGUUGGCACCAUUACCGAUCGAUAUGUUGCUCAGAAAUACUGUGACUUUACUUUUGGGUUUGACAUCAAAGAAUUUGCUCAGGAUCCUAAAACGCCGCUCUUGAAAGAGGGAAAGAAUUCGGAAUUGGUAAUUUACAGAGACCAACCAAUUGCUAUAGCUACAAUCAAACCCGAUUGGGAGCAAUCGACGCCAGAAAAUUUUAUUGUUCAAAUCACUGGUCUCCAUGUGAGGAAAGUUUUCAACAAGAUUGAUUUUGAUCAGAUGUUGAUUGAAUGGGCAGUUUUAAGAUCAAGAGAAUUGUAUCAGACUUAUUUAACUCUGAAGAAUUCCAAGGUCAAGAAUGGAACUAUAUUGAUUGUUACAGAUGCUUAUUCAUUUGACAAAAAAUUCGAGAAAACUUUGUUCAGCUCCGGAUUUAGAAUCUUUAAUUCAUCGUACGAGUUGAACCCAUUCAGUCCUACUUUGAAAGGGUACCAAGAGGUUUUGCACAAACUUCUUGGUCUUAAAAGAGAUACUUUUGGGAUUUUGUUGACCACGGAAAAAGAUGAUGUUGAUUUACUCAAAGAAAGUGAUUUACUUGAAAAAGAUCAAGUUAGAAAAAGAAGACACUAA